Molecule: messenger RNA, 2947 nt
Organism: Drosophila montana
Lineage: Eukaryota; Metazoa; Arthropoda; Insecta; Diptera; Drosophilidae
Product: serine/arginine repetitive matrix protein 1
Exons: 4
Coding region: 6-2873 (955 amino acids)
Source: RefSeq, a predicted model, not a curated record
UCUGUAUGAUGUUGCUUUGGAAGCGACUUUGUCGACCCCAAGGCGAGCCGGCGGCGACAACGACAACAAAUACCUUGGCGCAGCGCAGAGCACUGCCCAUUGGCACUCGGGAGCGUCGCUUUUUUGGCAUUUUACGCGCCGGCAAACGCAAGGACGCUGCCUCAGUUCCGCCCACAUAUCGCCAACAUGCAGCAGAGGACGCUGCGGCAGCUGCGCCACACUCGACGCGCAGUCUAGAGCACUUGCAGUCGCAGUCGCAGCCGACGCAGGCGCAGGCGCAACAGAACGAUUACGUUCUAGAGGAGACAAAUCGACGAGUGCGUCAAGCGCCGCCGCCUUUUUAUUGCCCGCUGCCGCUGACGCCGCCGCCGGGCUAUACGGAGCGAGCCCCGCCACCGCCGCCGGCGCCGCAGCCAGCGGCCGAGCAUGCAGCAGCAGCAGCAGCAGCAGCAACUGCAGCAGCGCGUCAGCAAGCACGACGCCGACGUCGUCUACGUGAACUCCAGCAGCAGCAGCAGCUGCAGCAAAGAUUCGCAGCAAGCACCAACAGCAGCAGCAGCAGCAGCAGUAGCGAGCAGAGCAGCGCCAACGACUGCGACGGCGAUUUAGGCAGCGCAGUCAGAGGCCAGCGUCGGCGCAGACGCAGCUCACGCGGACUGAGAGAUGCCUAUUGUCCGGAUUUGUUGCACGCCUGCGCCUUGAUUCUCCACCACCAGCACCGUCAGCACCAUCAGCACCAGCAGCAUCAGCCCGGCAGCAGCGACAGUUCCGUGGGUAAUUUUACGGCCACGCCCCCACCGCCACCGCCACCGCCACCGCCACCGCCGCCGCCCCCGCCGAAUCGUCAGUCAAGUGGGGUUGAGUACAGCUCGGACUAUGUGGAGAUUGAUGAGCUGGUGCCGCCGCCGCUAGGCGCUGCUCGGGCCAAGAGCACACCACAACUGCAGCAUGCUGUAGGACUAGCGGACAGACUAGCGAUGGGUCAGAAUCUGAGCCUGCGACGGCCGCGCAUCUCACUGACCUGGGUGCUGCGGGAGCAGCACCAGCCCCCCUCCCCGUCCCAGCCCCAGUCCCAGUCCCAGUCUCAGUCACAGCAAAAGACCAAUGAGCCGCCCGAGGCGGACCCAGCCAAGGAGAAGGAGCUCAGCAAUGGACAUGUUCCGGCCUCUGGCAAUAUUAAUGCAUCCGGCGUCAACUCCUUGCCACCGCAGCGCACGGAGCCGGUGCCCACGCAGCUGGACGUGGGCAAGAAACGGUAUCGCGUCAAGCAGCUGCCCGCGGAGCCGCUUAAUGGUUACGCCACCACGCCCACCGCCCAUCAGGCGCCCGGCGCCGGGCAACUGGCGAGCCAAAAGUUCUUCAGCAAUCAGAAUCUGCUGGAGUACAAGGACAAGGGCACGCGCAGCGCACCGCUGGGCGCACCAGUGGCCGCCGCCACCACCAAAGAGCUGCUCUUCGUCUGCACGCCGCAGCGUGCGCCACGGAGCGAUGUGCACCACGAGGCGCUGCUGCUGGCGCGCAAGCGCAACGAGAUCCGCAAGAAGCUGGCCAGCCGGCUGCAGCAGGCCCGCGCCGCCGGAGUGGGAGCAGCCGCCAGCCCAGCGACAACGACGACAGCGGAUGCACUAAAGUGCACCUACUCGGAGCCCAGCUUGGUUGCCGUCUCAGAGGGGGGAGGGGGAGGUGGAGCUCCCGGCGCAGCGGCACAGCAGCAGCCGCGUCGUCAUCGUCAUCGCAAGCGUCGCGAGCGGGAACGCAAUCGUGUCCAGCGUUUCGGCUACGAGAUACACAACGUGGAUGAGUUUCUGUCGCGCUGCUCGCUGGCGGCGCCCGGCAAUAUACCUGUCGUCCUGGCCACGGCCAGCACGCUCUAUCAGACCCGGCCCGGCGGCUAUCAGCUGGAGAUACCGCUGCCGCUGGGCAUGGUCGUCAAUGCGGUCUUCAAGAACCAGAACUGGCUCUACGUACAGACGCCGCACGCCGAGGAGGGCUAUGUGGGCUAUGCCAGCUGCCUGCCGCUGGGCAUAUUGCCCUCGGGUGGCAGCUCCAAGCCGACGCCCUGCUGGGAGUCCAAUGCGGACAUCUUUCCGCGGCCCUGCGGCAACAUGACGGACUCGGAGAAGGAGAUACGUUUGCGCGGCGGCACACGCUCCGAUGGGGCACGCACACCGCGCAGCGUCAAGCCCGGAGCAGCUGCCGAGGAGCACAACAACAACAACAAUAACACGAGCAAGAGUCUAGUAUCGCAUGGCGGCAGUUUGGCGGGCUCCUUGUACGGGGAGCAGCACGUGGACAAGCUAUAUUUGCGCGCCGCCUCCCAGCCAAAGCUCGUGGAGAAGGCCUACGCCCAGCUGCGCUCGACCAAGCAGCUGGGCUCCGGCUCCGCCUCGGUGCGCAGCGCCUCCAACGACGAAUAUGUCACUCUCCAGCAGCAGCAGCAGCAGAGGAUGACCAAGCCGCAGGCACAGAAGCAUCUGCAUUCACAGCAGCAGUCACAGUCACAGUCACAGUCCGUGCGGCGUCUGUCGAACGUUUCGUACAUAACCAAUGGCCACAACGGUCAGCAUCUGCAUCCAAAGAGCACUCCACAGCAGCCGCAGCAGCAGCAGCAGACUCACCCGCAACAGGCUCCGCCCUCGGCGGGCGCCAUGUUGAGCGUGCUGCGGCGUCAACAGCAGAACGGACUGCGCCAAACUCUAGUCGCCAUCAACGCGGACUUCAUCACGGAGAGCAUUGUCGUCCACAAGGGCGAGAUUGUUACGCUCUGCGAGUGCCGCGAGUCCAAGGAUCAGCGCCAAUGGUUCUACGUGAAGACGCGAGACGGACGCGAGGGCUUCAUUCCAGCCGAGGUGGCCGGCCAUGGCUAUCUGUAGGCGGACUGGCGGACAAACGGACAGACAAACAGCUCCAGUCACACAAAACAUGGAAAAGUAGAAAGCUACCUCGG